This is a messenger RNA of Centruroides sculpturatus (bark scorpion), 982 nucleotides long. RefSeq lists its product as uncharacterized. NCBI's taxonomy places the organism in Eukaryota, Metazoa, Arthropoda, Arachnida, Scorpiones, Buthidae. The record is from RefSeq and is a predicted model, not a curated record. The coding region runs from base 194 to 766 and encodes 190 amino acids. The transcript has 5 exons.
GAUUACAUAAACCUACCCGAUGACAUCACCCUUACAUAACCAAUUGGCACGAUUCGUUUUUGAAAUGUACCUUAUAAGUCCAACAUAACCGAAAUUCCUCAUUUAACCACAAUAUAAUUAUUCUUUUGAUAUUUAAGGUCGAUUGCUGAAUGAUAAAAACUUCUCUGCCGAAAUUCCUGUUAUUACAUUGCAUAUGAUGCAAGAAGCUGCAUUGAAGGAUGACGUUAUUCUAUUAUUACACCAAGAUCGAAAAGAUCAUCAUAUCAUGAGUUAUUUAUAUAAAAUCGAGACCCUGACGCCAGAAGAACAAGAAGAAAUUGCUAAAUUGAUGUGCAAUCUUUGCUUCUAUCCCAAUACCUUCGAUUGGCUGAUGUACAUUUCUGAAUGGCAAGAGGGUGGCUAUCCUUGCAACAACAAUAAAGUUACAGUUCGCGUGGCCGUUCACGCAUUGCUCAGCGAUACUCCAACAUUGCAAGACAAAGGAGCAGCUCUUAUGUAUAAUUUAGCACUGAAAGAGCUGUUCGACGAUACUGCAACAGAACUAGCAACAGCGAUACUUCAGUAUCUUCACGGUGACAUUAAAGAAGAAACAGCUUUCUGGUGCUUGACAGCAUUGCUACGAUUCAUAUACAUCAGUUACAAUGACGUACCUGCUCUGGUAAAGAUGUUGGGACCAGAUUUAAAGAAAUUUCUCAAAAUGUCUGCGAGAGUUGACGAAAUUUUAGAACAGAUAUUUUUCAAACUGAACGUCAAUAUUUCCACUUAAACUAUAUAUUUUUUGCCAUAAAAAUACAUAAAUAUGAUCAUCUUGAUCAUUUCUUUUUUUCCAAAAUGGAUACGAGCUGCACUUUGUAAAAAAAUAAGAUUAAUUUUAUCCAGUUAAAUAUGGAUAAUAAUCAGUAAAGUAUUGCUCUUUUGUAACUGUUUAUUUAGAUAUUAUUAUUAUUAUUAUUGUCAUAUUUUCAACGUUUUUUAUCUUGUA